Molecule: messenger RNA, 825 nt
Organism: Brassica napus (rape)
Lineage: Eukaryota; Viridiplantae; Streptophyta; Magnoliopsida; Brassicales; Brassicaceae
Exons: 1
Coding region: 1-825 (274 amino acids)
Source: RefSeq, a predicted model, not a curated record
AUGCAUAGAGUGAAUGGAUGGACAUGUAGAUGGCUCUCAAAAGGAGGAAAGAAAGUGUUGAGUAAAUCCAUUCUGUCAGCUCUUCCGACUUACGUAAUGUCUAUUUUCCUGCUCCCUUUGGAGAUUUGUAAAAACAUAGCAAGUGCCAUUGCUCAAUUCUGGUGGAGUUCGAAUCCACCAAAAAAUGGAAUACACUGGGCGAAAUGGGAAAAAGUCUAUUUACCAAGAGAGGAAGGUGGCAUUGGUUUCCGUAUGAUCCAUGAGUUCAACUUGGCACUAUUGGCAAAACAACUGUGGAGGCUUGUUCAAUUUCCUAAUUCUUUGGUUGCCCGAGUUCUGAAAGGAAGAUACUAUAGAUUGAGUUCACCACUUAGAGUGAACUCUGCUAGUAGCCCAUCGUAUGUGUGGACUAGCAUUUCUACUGCGAGAAUGUUGUUAUUAUUGGGUAACAGACAGAAGAUACAUUCAGGUUAUGAAGUAAAGGUGUGGGAGGAUCCGUGGAUUCCAACGACCCAUGCGAGACCAGCUGUCCCUGUAGCGCCAAUAAUACAUCCUAAUAUGAGAGUUAGCGACCUCAUUAAUCAGGGAACGAAGGAAUGGGAUGUUGGCCUUUUGGAGAAUUAUGUCAACCUUGAUGACAUACCACUUAUAAGGAGUUUGGCCAUAAGCUCAACUCAUCGUCGUGAUACAUUCUGCUGGAACUACACAAGGAAUGGCCAAUACACGGUUAAAUCUGGAUACUGGGUGGCUCGGAAUUUAUUAAAGACAGAGGAGGAGAAGGAAGUCUUGGAGCCGAGUAUCACUAAGCUUCAAGCAUUUGCGUGA